AUGGAGGCCCAUCCGCUCAUGAAAAAGGGUGCAUUCAUCUUCGCAAGGCCUCUGAGCGACCCCGCCAAGCUGCUGACCCCGCGCAGCAAGAAGAACGAACGCAACUUGGCGCCCAUCCUGGGUAAACUUGCAGGCUCCAUCAAGGGCGAGGAGCUCAUCUCGCUGGAGACGAUUGCGCCGGCACGGCUCGACACCUCGACCUCCGACAUCAUCAUCGUCAGCAGCAGCAGCAGCACCAUGGUCUCGCUGCUGCUCGCGGUCACGGACACCUACCGCAUGUCGGGCGGUUCGAUGGUGUCUCGCCAGUGA
Acanthamoeba castellanii str. Neff is the source of this 309-nucleotide messenger RNA. RefSeq lists its product as uncharacterized. The transcript has 3 exons. The coding region runs from base 1 to 309 and encodes 102 amino acids. The record is from RefSeq and is a predicted model, not a curated record. NCBI's taxonomy places the organism in Eukaryota, Discosea, Longamoebia, Acanthamoebidae.